GGUCGUGACUAGUUAGUUAGUUAGUUAGUUUUACUGGUAUAGUGAUAUUUGUGGUAUAUUUAAAAAGAUAUUAAUUUCUAAUUGUGAGAAAACGGUGAAAUGUAUAAUAACAUAAAGAAAUUGGGGCCUUCAUAUGAUGCAUCAAUAAAUAUAUAAAUCUAACGAUACAUAAAAAAUAAUAAAAUUAUUCCUUUGGAUUAUUUAAAGUUUUUUCAGAUAAAACACAACAAUACCGAGCUAUCAUUAAAAGAAAAGAAGAAAUUGCGUAUCAUCUAUGUUAUAUGAAAAAUAAAAAAAAAGAUAAAAUUAUAUAGAUUGCAGAUACCAAAUGAGAGCUCCAAUUGAAUAUAUUAACCAACCCAGAUUAUUUACAAUUGUAAUUUAUCAUUUAUAAGACACUUGACCAUCGACAUCGGAUAACGUUUUUUGGAGUGAUAAAGGAAAUAAAAAAAAAUGAACUCAAGCUCAGAUUUACUAGAACAUAAUGAGAGGAUACAUUUUUGGGAAUUCAAAGGCAAAGAAGAAUACGUGGAUGGAUGGUUUUUAAUGGACUCCCCAUUUCUCAUGGCUUUGAUUAGUCUCACAUAUCUUGUGUUCGUACUUAACAUAGGGCAGAAGUUUAUGAAAAAUCGCCCUGCGUUUGACUUAACGUUUAUACUCGGAGCGUAUAACUUCCUCCAGGUUAUAUUUUCAGGAUAUAUACUAUAUAUUGGAAUUAGAAUUCUUUCAACAAAUGGAAUUCUAGGCAAGUCAUGUUUUAUGGAAACGGAGGAAAGUAGAUAUAUUAUUACUUCAAGUAUAUAUACAUACUUUAUUGCUAAAGUAACAGAAUUAUUGGACACGAUAUUUUUCGUUCUUCGUAAAAAAUACAACCAGGUCACAUUCCUCCACGUAUACCAUCACUUUCUUAUGUUUUGGAGUCCGUGGUUCGUUGUGAAGUAUGAGCCAUCAAUCAGCACCGUUUUUCUUGGAACUCUUAAUUCAUUUGUACACAUCAUAAUGUAUUCUUACUACGGACUCUCAGCCUUCCCGAGCAUGUCUAAAUAUCUCUGGUGGAAGAAAUAUAUAACGAGAAUGCAAUUGAUACAAUUUGUAUUUAUUAUUUCACACGCUGCAGCCAGCACGUUUUUGGAACGUUGUCCGCCGUCGAAUACUUUAAAGUUUGUGAUAAUUAUGAACGCCUCGCUGUUCAUCUAUCUCUUCGGAAAGUUCUACGUCAAUGCUUAUUUAAAAUCUAAAACUGUUAACCUUAAAAAUAAUGAAAUCACUACUCCCAAUAGUAAAAACAUAAAAGUUAAUUGAAUCAUGAAUAAAUGUAUGUAUAACUAAUUAUUAUAAUUUAUAAGUCGAUUUUACAUUAAAAGUGGAAACUAUCAUAGAACUGUUAAAAUUAAUUAUUGUAUUUAUUUGUAAGAAAGUGUAUAAAAGUUUAUUUUUUUUUAUUGUGUCAUCAAAAAAACUUUGAAUGAAAAAAAAAAAGCUCCAAAACAAUUUGUGUCGGAAAUCUGUUUAAUAUAAUUUUUAAACAAAAAUACUUAUGAAUAUUACCAUUGUUCUAUGAAUAUUUUUUUUUUGUUUCAUUCUGUGAAAAGCCUGUCGAACUGAAAGCAAUGAACUAGUUAUAGUUUCCUGAGCAAGUUUACAGAAUUAAUUUGAGACAUUGUAUAGGAUAAAAGCUUUUAUAAAGUAUUUUGUUAGAGACAGGAACACUAGUUAUCUAGGGUUUGGCAUAAAAACGGUGGGGAAAGCGUUUUCCAUAGUAAAAAAACUUCAUUCUUUAAAAUAUAUUUAAAAUGCUGAAAAUAAUAUAUUUUUUAAGAUUUUAAUUUGUUCAUAAAGAUAUUAUUAGAUUAUGCGUAGAUUUAUUUUAAAUAUUUUAUUUGUUUUUAAUCAGUAGAUAUUAUAUUUUAUUGCUAUUUAUAAAAAUACAAACUACACUAUGCAAAGUGCUGUCGAUAUGUUUUUAUAUCACUGGAAGCCUGCCGAUGUUACUUUUGACUCUUGGCUCUGAUUCAAUGGUAUUUAAAAAUAUAUAUUUAUUGUUAUUUUUUUGUUCCAUCAAUCAAUUUUCUUACCACAAUGUACAAUACAUAAGGAGCAAUUCAAGUUUUUCUGGACAAACCUUCGUUGAUACUGUGGCAUGAUUUAAGAAUGAAAAACUGGAAAUGCUCCGUAUUUAGUGUGACGUCGGAAACUCGUGGUAAAUGUUUUGUUAUGUUUUGUAAUUAAUUGAUUGCAGAUAUUUUUUUCCGCAAAUUUUUGUAACAUAAGACAUAAUACGUCAUUCGCAAUUCCUCCUGUGUUUCAUAUUGAUGUUUUUCAAAUAAAAAAACGAGGAAUAUGUUUUGUGAAGUAGCUAAAACCAGACUGGCCGUCCGCUUAUUUGACACAAUUUAUUUACUACAUGGGAUAUUACGAAUUUCGACUUACGACAAAAUCAAAACUUCCCACAUAUUAUAAUGUGACGCCACACUUUACUCUCCUACAUCAGACAAUACCAUGCAUAUUAAAUUUCACCAUUAAUUUUAAGUUGAUAUUUUGCCACUAAAAUUUAUAUAAAAAUUCACAAUAUUUAAAUGUAAAGUAAAAUACAUCGUCAGUUUUGAACAUAGAACUUAACCAAAUAUUGUUAUUUACAUCAUUUUAUAUUUUGUUUCUAAAUGUUAUAUACAGGUUUCUAAAAUAGUUUAUUACAAAAUAUAAA
Danaus plexippus (monarch butterfly) is the source of this 2704-nucleotide messenger RNA. RefSeq names its product elongation of very long chain fatty acids protein 2-like. Gene Ontology annotation, cellular component: endoplasmic reticulum membrane. Gene Ontology annotation, molecular function: fatty acid elongase activity. NCBI's taxonomy places the organism in Eukaryota, Metazoa, Arthropoda, Insecta, Lepidoptera, Nymphalidae. Bases 454 to 1302 code for a protein of 282 amino acids. The transcript has 7 exons. Gene Ontology annotation, biological process: sphingolipid biosynthetic process; fatty acid elongation, monounsaturated fatty acid; fatty acid elongation, polyunsaturated fatty acid. The record is from RefSeq and is a predicted model, not a curated record.